This is a messenger RNA of Solanum pennellii, 1371 nucleotides long. RefSeq names its product 1-aminocyclopropane-1-carboxylate oxidase homolog. The coding region runs from base 46 to 1134 and encodes 362 amino acids. The transcript is spliced from 3 exons. The record is from RefSeq and is a predicted model, not a curated record. Lineage: Eukaryota; Viridiplantae; Streptophyta; Magnoliopsida; Solanales; Solanaceae.
UUCUCCUCAACCUUUAAUUUCUCUAGCAGAAGCAAAAAGAAAAAGAUGGUUCUAAAAAAUGAACAUAGCUAUGACAGAAGAAGUGAAUUAAUAGCUUUUGAUAACACACAAGCUGGUGUUAAAGGACUAGUUGAUGCAGGAGUUACAAAAGUACCCAAAAUUUUCUACGUACCAAAAGAUGAUGCCUAUUCAAAUAAUCCUGAAGAAAACCAAUUCAGUAUUCCUGUUAUAGACUUAGAUGGCAUAAGUAAAAAUCCAACACAACAUAAGGAAAUCAUCAAAAAAAUACGUGACGCAUCGGAAGCGUGGGGUUUUUUUCAAGUGGUAAAUCAUGGAAUUCCUCAAAGUGUUAUGGAUGAAAUGUUGAAUGGUGUUAGGAGAUUUUACGAGCAAGAUACUGAGGUGAAGAAACAAUGGUAUACGCGAGAUACAUCGAAAAAAUGUGUGUAUAAUAGUAAUUUUGAUCUGUUUAACUCUGCAUCAGCUAACUGGAGGGAUACUACUUAUUGUAAUAUGGCUCCAUACCCUCCUUCUGCUGAUGAAUUGCCAGAGGCUUACAGGUAUUUAUUUACUCGUUGUUUUGAAAAUUACACUGUAUAUAUAUAUAAAGUUCUUGAAUUACUCUCUGAAGCGCUUGGUCUUAACCCGAGCUAUCUGAAUGACAUUGGUUGUUCAGAGGGGCUUGCGGUUUUGUGUCAUUGUUAUCCAGCAUGCCCUGAACCAGAGCUAACUCUUGGAGCUGGCAAGCAUUCAGACAGUGACUUCCUUACAGUGCUGCUACAAGAUCAUUUAGGAGGCCUUCAAGUUCUUCAUAAGAAUUGUUGGGUUGAUAUUCCUCCUGUCUCUGGUGCACUAGUAAUAAAUGUUGGUGAACUUUUACAGCUCAUAUCAAAUGACAAGUUGAAGAGCGUUGCACAUAGAGUACUGGCAAGCCGUGUUGGCCCAAGAUUAUCGGUGGCUAGUUUCUUUACCACGGGUCAUUCGUUAUCAUCAAGAGUUUAUGGACCAAUUAAGGAGUUGUUAUCAGAAGAUAAUCCUGUGAGGUAUAGGGAAACUAGUGUGAAGGACUAUGCAGAUCAUUAUGAUGCAACAGGGAUAGGAGGGAAAUCUGCUUUGUCAGAUUUUACGAUAUGAAACAUUUGUUAGUCUGUAGCUGUUUGAUCCUACAAUCAGUUAUAUUGUACUGAAUUAAGACAUACAAGUGUGUGAUCUACUGUUAUUUUGAUCUGAAUCUACUCAUUAUAGCCCACUUAAAUAUGAGAGUUUACUAUACAAGUGAAGUCUCAAGUAGACAAACAAUGAACAUGCAUUGAAGAGUGAAGACCCUAAGGAAACAGAAAUUCACAUCAGAUGCAAGUAAUAUUUCGUUAA